Messenger RNA from Eptesicus fuscus (big brown bat), 1575 nucleotides. It is a transcript of the gene RUNDC3A, whose product is annotated as RUN domain containing 3A. The record is from RefSeq and is a predicted model, not a curated record. Gene Ontology annotation, cellular component: cytosol. Bases 16 to 1356 code for a protein of 446 amino acids. The transcript is spliced from 11 exons. Lineage: Eukaryota; Metazoa; Chordata; Mammalia; Chiroptera; Vespertilionidae.
GAGCUGCACAUCUGGAUGGAAGCGAGCUUUGUCCUGACCACCAUGGCUCUGGGACUGUCCUCCAAGAAAGCGUCUUCCCGCAACGUGGCCGUGGAGCGUAGGAACCUGAUUACCGUGUGCAGGUUCUCUGUGAAAACACUGCUGGAGAAGUACACGGCAGAGCCCAUCGAUGACUCAUCCGAGGAGUUUGUGAAUUUUGCAGCCAUCUUAGAGCAGAUCCUCAGCCACCGUUUCAAAGCCUGUGCCCCAGCAGGUCCAGUGAGCUGGUUCAGCUCCGAUGGGCAGCGGGGCUUCUGGGACUAUAUCCGGCUGGCCUGCAGCAAAGUGCCCAACAACUGUGUGAGCAGCAUCGAGAACAUGGAGAACAUCAGCACAGCCCGAGCCAAGGGCCGGGCCUGGAUCCGAGUAGCACUGAUGGAGAAGCGCAUGUCGGAAUACAUCACCACAGCCCUGCGGGACACCCGGACCACCAGACGUUUCUAUGACUCAGGAGCCAUCAUGCUGAGGGAGGAGGCCACGGUCCUCACUGGGAUGCUGAUAGGACUGAGCGCCAUAGACUUCAGCUUCUGCCUAAAGGGUGAAGUGCUGGAUGGGAAGACGCCCGUGGUCAUCGACUACACGCCCUACCUGAAGUUCACCCAGAGCUACGACUACCUGACGGAUGAGGAGGAGCGGCACAGCGCCGAGAGCAGCACCAGCGAGGACAACUCUCCGGAGCACCCGUACCUGCCGCUCGUCACGGACGAGGACAGCUGGUACAGCAAGUGGCACAAGAUGGAACAGAAGUUUCGCAUCGUCUACGCGCAGAAGGGCUACCUGGAGGAGCUGGUGCGUCUGCGCGAGUCGCAGCUGAAGGACCUGGAGGCGGAGAACCGGCGGCUGCAGCUGCAGCUGGAGGAGGCGGCGGCGCAGAACCAACGCGAAAAGCGGGAGCUGGAAGGCGUGAUCCUGGAGCUGCAGGAGCAGCUGACAGGUCUGAUCCCUGGCGACCACGCUCCCCUAGUCCAGGGUUCCAAGGAGCUCACCACGUCCCUGGUCAACCAAUGGCCAUCCCUGGGAACGCUCAAUGGGGCUGAGGGUGUCAGCAACCCCAAGCUGUACCGGAGACACAGUUUCAUGAGCACGGAGCGGCUGUCAGCUGAAGCCAGUCUGAGCUCGGACUCCCAGCGCCUGGGAGAGGGCAAGCAGGAUGAGGAGCCCUGGGGCCCCAUCGGGAAGGACCCCACGCCCUCCAUGCUGGGCCUCUGCGGCUCCCUGGCCUCCAUCCCCAGCUGCAAGUCCCUGGCGAGCUUCAAAUCCAACGAGUGCCUGGUGAGCGACAGUCCUGAGGGCAGCCCAGCACUGAGCCCCAGCUGAAGUGUGGGUUGUGCCAGCCCCACCUGCCAGGCAUAGACACCUGCCGCCUUUCCUGAGUCCCCCAAUCCAGGCCACCUGCCAGAGAACGCUGCCCACCCAGCCAGGGGUCUCUUGGGAACAAAACCUUUUGCUUCUGGUUUUAGCUUCCUGCCCAAGGAAGCAGGGUUACCAAGGGAAGCCGGUUGGGUAGGAAGGUGGGGUCGCCAAGGCCACAGCAAG